Molecule: messenger RNA, 737 nt
Organism: Rubroshorea leprosula
Lineage: Eukaryota; Viridiplantae; Streptophyta; Magnoliopsida; Malvales; Dipterocarpaceae
Source: the annotation of a GenBank genome assembly
AUUGUAUGACUAGAGUGAUUGGGACAUCAAAUGGGACAAUCUUUGCUGGGAGGAGGAAGAACAGUGACAGUGGAGAAUGAAGUUGAAAAUAUUUUGGGAUUUAGUAGCAUGGCAGAGCCCGAGAGGUGGGUUUUGAGGUCUACAUACUUCAGGUAUUUUCGGAGAGGACAGACUGAGAAGCCAUCGGAGGGGGAUUUCCUUGUGAUGAGAACAAAGAAGGUGAAACUGGCAGAGCAUGAUAAGUUGUUGAAGAAGUUUAGGCAUAAGGAGGCAUUGGUAUCGGCAUUGGGCGGGAAGAAUCCGGAGAAUGUGGUUGCAGUUAGGAAGGAAUUGGUAGCGUGGAAGAAGUUAAAGAAAUGUGUUUGGAAUUUGCAUUCUGAGGGGCUUGGUUUGCUGUUGAAGUUCUUGCAAAAGCACACGACAAUGCCGAGGUACCCUAGUUUGUUAAUGGGGUUGAUAGAGGAGGUUGUUGAGAUGAUGAGGGCAGACAAUAUUAGAACUUCUGAUGCCUUUAAGGGACAAAUAAGAAACCUAAAAUGGUCGGUUAAUGAAGAAUUAAGGAUACGACAAUCACUACAAGAGAUACGGGGAAUAAUCGCUCCGUUGCUACAAAUCCCUGGGAAGAGAUAAAUUUGUUACCUGCUUCAGAGAUUUGUUAUUUAUAUUUCUAUUCAAACUUUGUUUUGUCUGAUAUUUGCUUUUGAGAAUUCUUCUUCAUGAGCGAAGCUCUACAGUUU